Molecule: messenger RNA, 2406 nt
Organism: Spodoptera frugiperda (fall armyworm)
Lineage: Eukaryota; Metazoa; Arthropoda; Insecta; Lepidoptera; Noctuidae
Product: protein 4.1 homolog
Exons: 8
Coding region: 323-1360 (345 amino acids)
Cellular component (GO): plasma membrane; cytoskeleton
Molecular function (GO): cytoskeletal protein binding
Source: RefSeq, a predicted model, not a curated record
CCGCCGGCUAGCGGGCAAGCAACGCUCGAUACUGAACGCCUGCGCGAUAACAACUUAAAUAAUCGUCGGCAAUAUUGUGUUUAUAAAUAAAAGGUUUAUUGAAAAAAUAAAUUUAAAAAUAUGACGAAAAAAGUGAACGGAACGUUGAAAAAAAUGUUUUAAUUUUCUACUUUUUUUUUUAAAUUAAUUUCGAACAUUUCUGAAAAAAGUUUUUAGUUAAUCAAUCGAACUUUUUAGUUGCGAACUUUUUGGAUGUUGACAUUUUACGACACAGAAGCAGCGGUUGGGAUUUUAAAUAAGCUGUGGAUUUAAGUGCUGCAGUAUGCGCGAGAGUCUCCGUCGACUGGCGUCAGAUGACGGCAUGGAGCGACGCGGGCGCAUCGCCGGCAGCCGGCGCGUGCGCGUCGAGCUCAUGUUAGCAGAGCACAUCACUGUUGAUGUUGAUCGCAAAGCCCGUGGCUCCGACCUGCUGGACAAGAUCUGCGACUCCCUGGACCUGGUGGAGAGAGACUACUUCGGACUGCUGUACACGCAGCGAGGGGACCCCAGGGUCUGGGUAGACCUCAACAGGAGACUGUCUAAGACUUUCAGAAACGAACCUUGGGACGUACGGCUUGCAGUGAAGUUCUACCCGCCGGAGCCCAGCGAGCUGAAGGAUGACGCCACCAGGUACCAGAUAGCGCUGGCCGUCAGACGAGACCUCAUGGAAGGUCGCCUAACAUGCUCGCAGAUCACCUACGCGCUGCUGUCCUCGUACGUGCUGCAGGCGGAGCUGGGCGACUACGAGGAGUGCCACGACAUCACCACCGCGCUGCACCAGCACAGCGCCGUGCCCGUCAGCGCCAUCACGCCUGAACUGGAGGCUAACAUCGACGAGCUGUAUCGGAAACAUAGAGGACAGACCCCAGCAGAGGCGGAGCUGAACUACCUGGAGACUGCGAAGCGGCUGACGCUGUACGGCGCGGAGCUGCACACCGCGCUCGACUGCCAGGACGUCGCCAUCGCACUCGCCGUGUGCCAUAACGGAGUCGCUGUCUAUAGGGACGGCCUCCCAAUGAACAAGUUUCCCUGGGCGAAGAUCACGAAGAUCUGCUACAACAAGCGGCUGUUCACGCUGCGGCUGCGGGCUGGUGAGUUCGAGGAGUUCGAGACCAUCCUCAGCUUCAAGCUGGCGUCCACCUCCGCCUGCAAGAAGCUGUGGCGCUGCAGCGUCGAGCAUCAUAUGUUCUUCAGACGAGAAUACCCGGUAGUAGUGGAGCGUAUACCCGGGUUUGCCCGGCUGGGCUCGCGACGUCUCUCCUGCAGACGUACACUGCGGCAGAUGAGAGCCGAAUCCGACAACACGCCCACCGCUGCCUGACAUCACACGCACCGUGCCAUUGGAGCUACACCGAGCACUGUUUUAUGAACUCACACUUUAAACCCUGAGAGGGUAGGAAGGGCACUCAUGGCUGUUGUCACCAACGAUCUUUUAACUAAAAGUUACUUUAUUAAUUAUUAUGUUAUCGACUUACUCACGUAACUGUUUGACGAGGAACUCGACUAGUUUCAAGCCAUGCUAGAGGCUCAUAUUCAUGAACAGCAUUCCGCGACACACGACGUGGCGAUUGUCGCGCUGCUACUAGCGACUUAACUCUAGCAUGGCUUGAAACUAGUCGAGUUCCUCGUCAAACAAUUACAUGAGUAAGCCGUUAACAUAAUAAUUAAUUUAGUGUGUCUGACGAAAGUUACAAUAAAAGUUACUUAUCGUGACGUAGCACCUAACGUAACUUGUACGUAGGUGAUGUACGGAGGUCCCAUUUAGUGUUUUUGUUCCGUUCUGUCAUCGAAUCCAUGGCCUUGUUAUGUGGAAGCAACAUUUUGUGAAGACUUAUGAAUAGGUAUUAUGAUUAAUAUACUGUUUAGUGUACGAAAUAAAUGUAAUGUUAUGUAUUAAUGGAUUAAAUGGUUAAGUGUGGGAGAGUUAUGCUUCAACACGAAUAAGCCGACUCGAACGGAGUGAUACCACAGCCUCACAGAAACCGACGUGAAACAACGCUUGCGUUGUGUUUAGUUGUGUGAGUGAGGUUACUGGAGGCCCAAUUACUCCCCUUCCCAAUCUUUCAAAUCCCCGAUUCCCCAACAACCCUUAAAUUCCUAACCCCCAAAAGGCCGGCAACCCACGCCUCUGGUGUUACUAGUGCAAGAGGGAAGGAGCUAUACAACCUACAUAGCUCCGUCCCUCUUGCACUGCUCAAUGAUCGACCAUUCUGACAGUAUUGUAAUAGCAGACUAAGGCCCCAGGUGAUCCGGCUGCUCGUUCACGGGCUUAUACGACAAUAAUACUGUACUACUGUAUCAUAUUUACCUUUUUAAUUUUUAUACCUAGACAUAUUUUUGUGAAAUAAAUAAAACUUGAAAGAGAGA